Molecule: messenger RNA, 942 nt
Organism: Cyphomyrmex costatus
Lineage: Eukaryota; Metazoa; Arthropoda; Insecta; Hymenoptera; Formicidae
Gene: Snap29
Product: Synaptosomal-associated protein 29kDa
Exons: 2
Coding region: 139-924 (261 amino acids)
Biological process (GO): synaptic vesicle priming; synaptic vesicle fusion to presynaptic active zone membrane; exocytosis
Cellular component (GO): plasma membrane; SNARE complex
Molecular function (GO): syntaxin binding; SNAP receptor activity
Source: RefSeq, a predicted model, not a curated record
AGCAGUGGAUAAGCAGCCAUUGAUUGAUGAACGAACGUCCAACCAAAUGUGAAUAAUUCGAUCCAAGUGCAGUCGACGAAUAUCGCCAAAAGAGUAUCUUGCAUUGAUCCCGGCACGUUGCGAAAAAUCGUCGGGUAAAUGGCGAGUCAUAAUUAUUUGAACGAUCCUAAAAAUCCGUUCUUCUCGUUAGAGGAUGACGUAGACGACGAGACGUUUCUGAGAAACGCUCCAAUUAGAACUGUACCCGCGGGGCGUUAUGAGAACCUCGAUAAUGACAUUAUGCAAACGCGGCAGCAAUUGUUGCAACGUAAAAAGGAAAUCGAGGAGCGUACGGUACAGUCUUCUGAAAGAUCUGUUUCGCUUCUGAGAGACUCGGAGCAAAUUGGUGUAGCCACAGCCGAGGAAUUAAUCAGACAAAAGGAACAACUGCAGAGGACAGAAAAAAGAUUAGAUGAUAUUAAUAGCACAUUAAGAUUUAGUCAAAAACACAUACAGGGCAUAAAGAGUGUAUUUGGUAGCCUGAAAAAUUAUCUCAGUGGCAAAUCUUUAGAUACUCCGAUACCAUCUACAAAGUUAUCAGAAUCUUCCAGUUCUGGUUCCAUGACAUCUCCUGCAUUGUCCAAUACAUUAGAACAAGUACAAAGUGACAUAAACAAUUCAUAUUCUUCAACAAUGAUAAGAGGAAGUUAUGAUCAUACUCCGGAAGAUGUUAAACCUGUCGGUGAUAGAGUAACUAAAGUUCUCGAACAGAAUCUAAGUGAAAUGAGUGGAUCAUUGGCAAGACUGAAACAUCUAGCAAUUGGUUUAUCUGAAGAAAUAGAUUCACAGAAUGACCUAAUCGAUAAUAUCACUGAUAAAACUGAGAAAGCUGAUAUAACGUUGCAACAACAAAAUAAAGACAUGUUACAUUUAUUGAAAAAAUAAGUUCGAUAUAUAUCAAAA